AACAAAAAGAGAGUGAAUGUGACUCAUGCCAGCGUGGACGAGAAGAGCCAGUCUCCAAAUCCAGUCACCCUUUUCUGGGGUCAUCUCCUAAGCCUGAGGGUGUCGUUGGGAAGCAGAAUCUCAGGUCGUCUCUUUCAGAACACUCGAGUCGGCCUGACAGUGUCCCGUCUCCAUACCCUGGAGAGCAGUCAGGGGGCGAAGACAGCCCCAGGUCCUUGUCAUCCUCGGAUUUGGAGUCGGGAAAUGAGAGUGAGUGGACCAAGGACUGCGUGGCUACCAGAGUCCGCUUUCCCACAGUGUCCUCACGGCCAAGAGACCCUCUUGAUAUUCUUACCAAGAUUUUUCCAAGCUACAGGCGUAGCCAGCUAGACGGCAUUCUGCAGUUCUGCAAAGGAGAUGUGGUCCAAGCCAUUGAACAGGUCUUAAGUGGGAAAGAGCACGAGCCAGACGCUGGGGACCUGGUACACUCGGAAGAUUUGGAAAAUGCAGCCUUUCGGAGAGCUUCGAAUUUCAGUCUGGCUGGAAUCGGUUUUGGAACUCUUGGUAACAAAUCAGCUUUUUCUCCUCUUCAGACCACACCCGUUUCUUACAAAGGUGACUCAAGUCUCUACAGCUUACAUCCUAGACUAGCUAUUAGUCCAUUGCGGUUGGCAUAUUCUCCAGGAAGAGGGCUAACAGGUUUUAUGUCGCCGUACCUGACCCCUGGGUUGGUUCCAGCAUUGCCUUUUCGGCCAGCUUUGGAUUAUGCCUUUUCAGAGAUUAUUAGGGAGUCGUCCUACCUUCCUCCCAGUAAAAACUCGCUAACUGGCUGUAGACCACUUAGCAGACCCACUCAGGGCAACGUGUGAUGUAUCUGCCCAUUUUCCGUUUCAUUAGUGUUUCUAGAAUCGUACAAUGCACACCACACAUCUCGUAAUAUAUGUCAGAAAGUAUACUUCGCUCGCCUUUGGGAAGUACCCUUUUCCACAUACGUGAGUGAAAUAUUAGGCCUUAAAAAUUCUGUUUCUUUUAACAAGCAAUAUAAAAAACUUUAGGUUUGAAGCUGCUUGCAUUUAUUAAGUGAAAGGAGCAUUUGAACAUUAUAUGUGCCUUGAAUAAAGCUGUUGUAGGAAAAAAUCUUACUUUUUGGCUUAAAUUAUCAUCUAUAAAGUUCCUAUUUUAAAACUAUCCUUUUUAUUUUAGUGCAAAGUGGAGCUUAUAGCUAUAACAAGUUUAUGGUUGUGAAAGAGUAAUCCAGCAUAAUAUAAAAUGAACCAAGAGGAAAAAGUAAAAAUAUGAAGAAAUUCUAAGUAAUGAUUUUCUAAAAUUUUUUCUUUUCUAUUGCUAUUCACA
This is a messenger RNA of Chinchilla lanigera (long-tailed chinchilla), 1332 nucleotides long. RefSeq names its product DMRT-like family A1 (gene Dmrta1). Gene Ontology annotation, cellular component: nucleus. Gene Ontology annotation, biological process: sex differentiation; regulation of transcription by RNA polymerase II. Gene Ontology annotation, molecular function: protein binding; RNA polymerase II cis-regulatory region sequence-specific DNA binding; DNA-binding transcription factor activity, RNA polymerase II-specific. The record is from RefSeq and is a predicted model, not a curated record. NCBI's taxonomy places the organism in Eukaryota, Metazoa, Chordata, Mammalia, Rodentia, Chinchillidae.